UGAGGUUCAGAUCCCUCCCUUAGGUACCUCCACCCAGGCCAGAGCAGCUGGUGGCUUGGAGAUGCUGCCUGGCUGGGCAUGUGGGGCAGGGCUUCUGGCUCAGAUGAAGGGCCAGGUGGCAUGGGGGCAGGGAUCUCCAUGGCCUUGGGGAUACUUAGAGCAGCCUGGAGGUGGCUCUAGCUUUCUCCUGGGGCAGUCCAAUGUCCCCAGGACCCUAGCCAUGCCCUCCUACCUUGCUUAGGGGGGUCAUAGAACCAGUCCCAUUUGCUAACAUUGCUAGCAGGAGGCAGCUGAGAAUCAGCUUGAGGUCAUCUGGGGGAAGGAGCUAAGGCAGCUGGUUCUCGGGUGGAACGUGGAGCCAAGUGUGUGGUGGAACACGCAGGAACUGGUUCUGGGAGAAGGGGCUGGUGCAGCUGGCUUGGGUGGACCAUAGCUGCUAGCUGUAAGACCCUGCUGCUGGCUCUUGUGGAACGUAGGAGAUGGCUCUAGAGUCCCAGUCCAGAUUCCACCACCCCCCUCCCAGAGCUGGGAAAGAACCCGAGUUUCUGGGCUACCAGCCCACCUGACUCUAACCCCCAAGCUCCCACUCACCUCCCAGAGCUGAAGAACCUGUGUCCAGGCUUCCAGCCUGGUUCUGGGACACUACGGCCAGCUCUGGGGGAAGGGGCUGGUGUGGGUGACUCUGGGGCUGUGAGUAGCUGGAGCACAGCAGCUAUUGAGCAGCCCGGACUAACACUAUACUGGCUGCCCCACCCAUCCUAAUUGCCCCAUGGGGGGAGGGGGGAGUCUCUGCCCUGUCUGCAGGCCCCGCUCCCUUUUGUGUGUAGCCAUGUUCCCCCCCACCUCUGCCUACUACAUACAUGUCCCACAUGUCCAAAAUCUGCCCUUAUCCUCUCCCCACGACAGCACAAAGGUGUACAUGCAUGUCCACACAUGUAAACACCUUGUUGCUCUCCAGUCCAAUAGAAACCCUUACAUUCUCCUUGCUGCUCCUAUGCUCCCCCAUCAGUGUCCCCUAUAUACCCCUUCCCCACCCCAUGUACAACUGCACACCCCACCCCAGCCAUGUGGUGCUACUGCUUCUUCCUACCAGCCCUGGAGAACUGCAACUCCCAGCAUGCUCUGGUCCCCACAAAUGCUGCCCCUUACUAUUGGUUAGUCCCCACCAGUGGGAAGCUAGCAGUGGGAUGAGGGGGCCAAUAGGAGAGGUGCUGGGCUGGGCAGAGAGGAUAUAUAAAGGGUCCUAUGAGGGCAUGGGUGAAAGCUUUGCUUCUUUGGUGGUGCGGUUGGGAUACCUGAGCUCUCUUCCUAGUGAGGGGGUGGGGGGCUAGUCAGAAUGAAGGGAGCUGGGACCCCUGGGUUCUAUCCCUGCUCUGGGAGAGGAAUGGGGGCUGAGGAUUUAGAGCGGGGGUGGAGUAUGGGCGGGAGCCCAGAUGCCUGGGUUCUUUCCCUGCUCAGGGAGGGGGGCUAGGAGCCCAAGUGCAAGAGGCAAGUAGCGGGCAGGGGUCUCUGGAUUGGGGCACUGGCCUGGGUCUGACCUGGGCUCCUUGGGGCAUCUUCCUGCUUCUCUGUAGUGUCUAGUCUGGGCCACGGGGGGACCCAUGGAGAACCUGGGGUGCCCCAACAUGCUGGGCACCAACCUGUCACCAGCAGAAUCUGGGGUCUCAAUGGCCCUGCGGGGCAGCCCUCAGAUCCUAGAUGACUCCUUGGAGCCGCUGGCCAGGGGCUCAUGCUGGAGCUGUGACGUGGAGCCUGGCAUCGGCCCUCUUGCCCAGGCAUGUCUCCUGGACACCAAGGAGGAGCUGGGGCUGCCCUCCCUGAGCACUGCUGGCAGCUCCAGAAGGCAGUGCUGGAGCCAGGAGCUGGACCAGCUGCGGGAGCGCCAGGCCCAGCUCAAGGAACAGCUGUGCGCCUGCGCGCAGGAGCUGGGGGUUGUGCGGCGCCAUGAGCAGCGGCUGCAAGAGGCCAACAAGGAACUGCAGGAGCAGCUGCGAGUGCAAGAGGCCAAGGUGGAACAGCUGCGCAGCACCCUGGCGACCCGCGGGGCCCAUCAGGGCCAAGAGCUGCGGCGCCGGGAGCAGGAGCUUGGACGGCUCAAGGACAGGCUGGGCCAAGUGAUGAUGGACAAGCGGGACCGGCGCACCAACAUGGACAUCCUCAACCCGUUGAGCCGUGCCAAUGGCCGGAGAGCCACCUGGAAAACUGGGAAGGCGUUGGGGAAGCGGGAGGAGGAGCUCUACCGCUCCCUGCUGGGCACCCAGGAGAAACAGAUGGCAGUGCUUGCAGUGGAGAAUGCUGAGCUACAGCUGGCACUGGAGCAGCUGGGGCAUGAUUUCCAAGGCCUCCUGCCACCUGGCCAGGACGGGGAUCCCAAGCUGGACAGCACCCACCUGGCUGAUGUCAUCUGGGAGCUGUGGGGCUGCCUCAAAGCCCGGGUUGAGGCACUUGGGAGCUGGGCAGUGGCCGGGGCUCCCCCAGGGCUGGGGGGUGCAGAUGGGGAGUUGCCUGUGAUCAGUGUGACCGACCAUGACAAGGAGAUUGCCAGGCUCCGAGCUGAGAUCGAGGAGAGCCGCAGCCUCAUCGCUUGGCAGCAGCAGUGCCUGCAGGAGAAGCUGGUGGUGGGAGUGGGUACAGAGCUGCCGCCAGGCCUGGAGGGCUGCUAUGUACUGGAGGAGCAGCAGCGGUUGCAGGAGGAGCGCAUGCUGUUUCAGCGGCAGCAACAAGCCUUCGAGGCUGAGCGACAAAGCUUCACCGAGGCCGCCAUCCGCCUGGGCCAUGAGAGGCAGCAAUUUGAGGCAGAACGUGCUCUUCUGCUGAAACACCAGUUCCUGAGCGCUGCGGCCAACUUGGACUUGUGGGGUCCCCAGCGACAGGAGUCAGCCCCCAGCACCACCUGGGUCCUGGACCAGGAGCCACAUCCCCAGGCCAAAAAGCGGCCCCAGCCCAGCUACUCCCCCUUCCUGGUGCCGGAGACCUCUGCCAUGCCCUUCCGAAGCCAGCUCCUUCACCCCCAGCCUGCCAGUACCCCCUGCCUGGGAGAGCAGUGCUGGGGGCAGUGUCUCAUCCUGCAUUACAGCCCUGCCACCCCUGCCCAGCCCAGACUGCUGGAUGCUGCCUGGAAGGGGGGCCACCAGGACAGAGCUUCCCAGACGCAGAGUGAGGACUUGUGGCCUGUGAGCACAGACCUCCUGGGGCAUUUCUUGGAGGCCUCCUUCUAGGCCCUGGCUGUAAUUUUUGGGAGGGACCAGACUCUGGGGUACCGGCUUCCCCCAUGGGGGGCUGUCUUCUACCAGCCAGACUCCAGCUGCUGCCAAGUGCUAUCUUUUUGGGGAAAAAGCUGUCCUUCUCCCUGAAAGUCUAAUCCAUCCCGGCCGUGCCACUCCUGGUUUCUCCAACCCAGCUGGAGCCUGACUGGAUCCUGGGAGCUCAGCUUCCUUUUCCAAGACCCCUCUUCUGGGCUCAGCUGGGUGAUCUCCAUAAGGUGCCUUGAUUCCUUCUAGCUUUUAGCUGUCUCUGGGUUUAAGCGUAAGGCUGUAUUGUUGGUUUUUUAAUCCAACCAUCUCCAGGCCUCUUCUCCAUAAGAAGCAGGCCAGGGAGGGAUUCCUCCCUGCUGGCAUGUGGGGUUUGGAUAUAGAGCUGGUCUCGGAGCAAGGAGGGCUUUGGUCUUUGCACUCAGGGUUGUCUGUGUGCCUGAUGUGGACAAGUGCCUCUGAGCUGUUUCAUUUGUUGGUUGUAAUAAAAGAUUUUUUUUUUAA
Alligator mississippiensis (American alligator) is the source of this 3755-nucleotide messenger RNA. Its product is annotated as afadin- and alpha-actinin-binding protein. NCBI's taxonomy places the organism in Eukaryota, Metazoa, Chordata, Crocodylia, Alligatoridae. The record is from RefSeq and is a predicted model, not a curated record. The coding region runs from base 1602 to 3218 and encodes 538 amino acids. The transcript has 13 exons.